CAAAGCGCCACUAACUAAAGUGACAUUUUGACAGAUCUGGUUAAAAUAUUAUAUUAUUAAAGAAAAAUUAAAUUUUAUUAAAACUUAGUUGAAUUUUCUGUGUGUGAUAUUUUUUCAAAUAUUUUAAUAAUGUCUGAUAAGAAAGCUGUGGGACCUGCAUAUCCUGGUGCUCCACCACAACCACCAACAUUUGUACCUGGGCCACCUCAGCCAGCUCAAUCAAACCCUGGUGCACCGCCUACAUAUGGAGGUUGGUUUAAAAUAAUGCCGAGUGCAGCUGCAGCCGCAGCUUAUGGAAUGUUCCCUGGACAAGCUGGUCAACUAUAUGCCACACAAGGGCCACCGCCUCCAUAUGAACAAGCCCUAGCACAUCCAGCAAUGCUAGGACAACAGAUGUAUCCACCAACUGCAACUGCCAUGUAUGCUGCUGGUUAUCCAGGAUAUCUCAGUUAUCCAGCUGCAUAUGCACCAAUGCAAUAUUAUCCAUCAUUAGCUUACACAUAUCCACCAGUUCAACCUACACAUCUUCGUCCUACCAUUAUGAUACCGAAUGGAUUUGAUGCUGGUGCUCGAUUUGAUGGAAUUGCACAACAAGUCUUACCACCAAAUCCACCAGGUGUGCCCCCAUCUGCAGCACAGUUAGCUGCAAUGGCUGGACAUGGAAUUGCAUUGGGACAAAAGAAAAAUUCAUUUUUAACUGGUGGCUCAGAUGGCGGCUAUACAUUUUGGUGAAAAUAAAUAUAUAUAUAAAAAUAUAUUUAAAAA
Chrysoperla carnea is the source of this 765-nucleotide messenger RNA. RefSeq names its product DAZ-associated protein 2. The transcript is spliced from 5 exons. NCBI's taxonomy places the organism in Eukaryota, Metazoa, Arthropoda, Insecta, Neuroptera, Chrysopidae. Bases 130 to 732 code for a protein of 200 amino acids. The record is from RefSeq and is a predicted model, not a curated record.